Trypanosoma theileri is the source of this 2334-nucleotide messenger RNA. Its product is annotated as putative leucine-rich repeat protein (LRRP). The record is from RefSeq and is a predicted model, not a curated record. The transcript has a single exon. The coding region runs from base 1 to 2334 and encodes 777 amino acids. Lineage: Eukaryota; Euglenozoa; Kinetoplastea; Trypanosomatida; Trypanosomatidae.
AUGAGCAGUACAGGUGAAACAGCAGAGUUAAUAGAUGCCCACACAAAGUGGUCUCCGCUCCUACACACACUUACAUUAGAGAGUGAAGGAGAUGAUGGGGCUUCCAUCGCAUUAAUGAUAGUCGCUCAUGUCACUUAUCGCAGUACAUUACUGCAGCGUACACUACGGCGUUGGCAUCAUCGUCUCUCUACAGUAUUAGAAACAGAACAACAACAAACUUAUCUUGCCUUAUCGUGGUUUGCCCAACGGCGAUUGUUUCGUUUUUUUCGUGCCUGGCAAUGGCGUUAUCAUCAACGAUCUCAUCAGGCAAAGAUAAGAAUUCAAGCGGCUUCACACUACACAUCUAUGCAGAGUCGACGUGUUUUUUCUGCAUGGCGAGAUUGGACAUCUCAACAAGGAAUACGACGAACACAAAUAACAUCUAUGAUAGAGAGAAACCAUAGAAAUAUACGGCAAUUAUAUUAUCAACGAUGGUGUUGGCGUGCGAUGUGUAUAUGUAGAGAAAAGAUAUUACGGAAAGAAACCCAACGGCGAUGUUUACAUUCUCAAUGGUGUAAAUGGCAUUGGAUGACACUUUAUGAAAAGUCAAAUCAACUCCGUCUUGCUGUAUUAAUGAUACAUACACCAUCCGCUUGGUUGAGUUCUAUACAUAUUUCUCCAUUAAUGCGAUUAGUAUGGAUGAUCCCACAGAAGAUAACAUCUCAUGUAGAGAGUAAAGGAGAUAUAAUAUCAAACAAACAACAACAACAACAACAACAACAAGCUUCAUCUCUUUAUAUAGAUAACACAUUAAUAGGAUCUUCUCUCUGUAUGGAAUUAGCCAUGCGUUAUUAUUGGCUGCAGUGGCUACGUCAUACUGCAUAUCAACGUGCCGAUCGUCUACGCCGUUAUGCAGAUAAUGUUCAAUCUAUACAACGUACACGAAAUUACACCAUAAUGCUUACAUCUUAUCAACGAUGGAUUAUGCAAACCGCCAGCACUAUUCACAGUAAACGUAUAAACUGUAUCUUCACUGGUAUAUACUUUAACAAGUGGUAUUCUUUCCAUAAACGUGAAGUCGCAUGUAAAGAAUUCAUUCAUUCACUACAAAAACGCCGUAAAGUAUUUCUUCUACAAAAAUGGAUUCAACAUACACAAUGUCGAUUACAAUGUGCACAACAUGUGGCUACGGCGGAUUUCUUUUACAAUACUUUUAUCAAAUCUCAACAACGCCGUGUGUGUUUAAAUGGCUGGCGACGUCGUUUGAGUGAACGGCGGCGGUAUAGAGAACUGUGGACUGCGGCUCGUGUGAGGCGAUUGGAGUUAAUGCGGGAUGUUGCCAUCACUCGUCUUCUUCACAGUGUACUAAUUCAACCCUGGCAGGGUGGGAAGAUGAGAAAUAGUGAAGAGCACAUGUUAUUAUUAUCACAACAACAAGAAGAAGAAGAUGAUGAUGUUAAGGAAAUACAUAGAUCUACUAUUAAUCCUUCUACUACUACUACUACUACUAAUAAUAAUAAUAAUAAUAAUAAUAAUAAUAAUAAUAAGAGUAGAGCUGCGGUUGGAAUAUCAAUGGAUGGAGGAACUAUGCCAUUGUUGAACUCUGCAGAACAUAGAAGUGUAAAAGAUCCCGCAGCCGCAUUUAAACACCGUCUUUUUAUUCAAUCGCCCGCUAUUCCACUCACUGCCCGUACAGUACAGACACACACAAGAACAAUAUUAACAACAACAACCGCACAACAACAACAACAACAAGAGAAAGAAAAAGAAGAAAAAGAAAAACAACAUAGAAGUAUAGAAAAAGAAGAUACAUUACCUGUGAUGGAUACACAUACCAUAGGCCCUUCUACUAUUGCCAGUACCUGUUAUCAAGAUACACCACUUGCACAUAUUACGGUUCCAACCUCUACGGCUUUUAUGAAUACCUCUUCAGAGUCUUUAUACUCACUUCCAUCUGUUUCUCUCUCAGAAGGGAAACAUCUUCUUUUGGCAUAUCGUACAAUGUUAGCAGCUGCCCCUUCUGAACGGGAGGAGAUGAACAUUCUAAAGGAGAAACUAAGACUUUGUACUCUACAGAAAGAAACAGCCCUUGCUGCUCGUAGUAGUAGUGAUAAUAAUAAUAAUAAUAAUAAUAAUAAUAAUAAUAAUAAUAAUAAUAAUAAUAGUAAUGGUGUGGUUUCAUUUUCUACUAUAGAACAAACAGAGAUGCAGUUGAAACAACGUCUUCUCGUACUGCGGCAGCGAGAGUUGGAUCGUCAGGCAUUACGUGCACGAGUUGUGCAACUCUCUAAACAAUUGGAGGCUCUUCUCCAUUCUUCUACUGCAUCUUGUAAUGAACUUCAAUUAAAUGACUAA